Knipowitschia caucasica is the source of this 918-nucleotide messenger RNA. The record is from the annotation of a GenBank genome assembly. NCBI's taxonomy places the organism in Eukaryota, Metazoa, Chordata, Actinopteri, Gobiiformes, Gobiidae.
AUGCCAGCCUGUGAUUUUACCCCAGAAGAAUACAAGGGCAUGUCAAAGGACCAGAUGCUGCAGAUCCGCCGUCAGUUCUGUAACCCCAUGACCAUGAAGGUGACCUUCUAUAAACGACCAGUGUUUAUCCACCAAGGACACAUGCAGUGGCUCUGGGACGUGGACGGGCGGCGCUACCUUGACCUGUUUGCCGGCGUGGCUACCAUCAGCGUCGGCCACUGUCACCCGAGGGUGACAGAAGCGGCCAUGAAGCAGCUGAAAACGCUCUGGCACACCACCAACAUCUAUGUGUAUCCUCCUAUUCAUGAGUAUUGUGAGAAACUGGCUUCUUAUCUUCCAGAUCCACUCAAGGUUAUAUAUCUCACCAACAGUGGGUCAGAGGCCAAUGAUCUCGCGAUGCUAAUGGCGCGGCUAUACACAGGCAACUUUGAUAUACUCACAUUUGGGAACUCGUACCACGGCAGCAGCACACAGACUCUGGGCCUGACGUCUAACGCAGCGUAUAAAUAUCCUCUGCCCAGUGGGUUAGGCUGCUCCAACACCAUGUGUCCGGAUGUUUACAGAGGAAUCUGGGGAGGAAGCCACUGCAGGGACUCACCUGUGCAGACGACCAGAGACUGCAGCUGUCCACAAGAAGGCUCGGUCUUCAGGGUUCAGAAGGCUCGGUCUUCAGGGUUCAGAAGGCUCGGUCCUCAGGGUUCAGAAGGCUCGGUCCUCAGGGUUCAGAAGGCUCGGUCCUCAGGGUUCAGAAGGUUCGGUCCUCAGGGUUCAGAAGGCUCAGUCCUCAGGGUUCAGAAGGCUCAGUCCUCAGGGUUCAGAAGGCUCGGUCCUCAGGGUUCAGAAGGCUCGGUCCUCAGGGUUCAGAAGGCUCGGUCCUCAGUGUCCAGGAUUCAGUUCUUCAGCCCCAUCUAUUCUUAG